AUGCGGGAGCUGGCACGCUGUGGUACUUCUCACCAGCCCCUUCUUUGCAGGCAUGGCUGCCGGACGGUCAUUGCAAGCCGGAACCUGCAGCGGGUGUCGGAGGCCUCUCAAAAGCUGAUUGCAGCAACAGGUCAGCAGUGCCUGCCUCUUUCUAUAGAAGUCAGGCAGCCCCAAACCAUCGUGGCAGCGGUGGAUGAGGCACUGAAAGAGUUCAAGCGAAUUGACAUCCUCGUUAACGGUGCUGCAGGAAACUUUCUGUGCCCAGCCAGUGCCCUGUCCUUCAAUGCCUUCAAGACAGUGGUAGAUAUCGACACCAUUGGCACCUUCAACACUUGCAAAGUCCUCUUUGAGAAAUAUUUCCGGGACCACGGUGGGGUCAUCGUUAACAUCACGGCAACCCUGGACUACCGAGGGCAGGCCCUCCAGGUGCAUGCUGGUGCUGCUAAGGCUGCCAUAGAUGCCAUGACCCGUCACCUUGCUGUGGAGUGGGGACCCAACAAAAUCCGAGUGAACAGUUUGGCCCCAGGCCCCAUUACAGGCACCGAGGGCUACCGGCGGCUGGGUGGGAAAUUUGCCGAGCAAGCAAGCCAGUUUGACGUGAUCCCCCUCCAGCGCGCAGGGAACAAGACAGAGAUCGCCCACAGCACGCUGUACCUGGCGAGCCCCCUCUCCUCCUACGUGACGGGCAGCACCCUGGUCGUGGAUGGCGGGAGCUGGCUGACCUCUGCCAACAGCUUCUCCACCUUGAUGGAUUUCUGGGCUGCAGGAGCAAACAAAAAUCAGUGAUGGACAGCCUGGGAUUGACGGACGGACAGAAACGUGACCGAAUGCUGCUGCUCUGGGACAUCUCGGGGUGACGUCUCCCAGAGUUGGAGCCGAUAGCUGCUGCCUCUGAUCGGCGAUGGUGGUGGUGACGCUGCCGAUCCUGCCUGGGGGAGGGAACGUGGGGGUGCUGGGUGGGGAGCGAGCCCACCCUCGUCCUGUGAUUACUUUCUUCUGAGCUGACGUGGCUGAGGGCGUGGGGACAGCAUGGGGUGGGCAGGCUCUGAUGUUCACUCUCCGUUUCUGUCACCCUCCGAGUUGCUUCCCUGGGCUUUCCCAAGUCUCAGGCAGUGCCGCCCAUGGAUACCCGUCCUCUUCCUCCCCUCUCCCCCACCUCAGCCUGAGUGCUGCCUGAGACCCCUGGCAGCAGCUCCUUUUUGGGAGAGGGGAGUAGCUCAGCCCGUCUGGGGUUGCGAUCGGCCUUCGUGCUGGGGGCAGCUCUUGGAGGGGAGGUGGGGACCAAGCUGCCCCCCGGCAGGGGGGAAUGGCCCCAUCCCCUCAGGGAAGGGGGGGCCCUGGAUGGGGCAGUGGUCCCCGGAGGCUGACGCAGAUGUGGCUGGGAUGUCCCUCUCCCAGGAGCAGAGGUGGUGUGAGGCCGAGUCCCCCCCCCCGAGCUGGCUCUGUGCUGCUGUGGGCUGUAGCACUGUAUCUGUUGGGAGCCCGAGCUGGCCGGUUGUCUGUCCAGCACUCGUCUGUCUGUCACGCCAAUCUCCUGCUGCCUCCUUUCUUUGUACAGACACUACAGCUGAGAGUAAAUCAAGGGAUAGCUGGAAUUCAGUCAUUGCCGAGCAGGGCGCUGAGCUGCCAGGGCUGCACAGGGCUGCUGGGGCCAAACGUGUCCCCUUGGGGGACACCCACCGCUCGCGUGCCGCGGCCUCCUGCUGCUGACGGCAAUUUUUAAGCUUAUCCUGAAUUCCGUGAAGCUUGUUUUCUUACUUGAUUGCAUUUCCUGCUUGUAUGGCAGGCUUGCCAGGUUUUGCUCCUUCCUCCAGGCCACGAAUAAAGAACAUCCACCCUGAGCUGCCACGCUUCUCGUCUGU
This is a messenger RNA of Egretta garzetta (little egret), 1862 nucleotides long. RefSeq names its product 2,4-dienoyl-CoA reductase 2 (gene DECR2). The record is from RefSeq and is a predicted model, not a curated record. The coding region runs from base 1 to 786 and encodes 261 amino acids. The transcript is spliced from 8 exons. Gene Ontology annotation, molecular function: 2,4-dienoyl-CoA reductase (NADPH) activity. Gene Ontology annotation, biological process: fatty acid catabolic process. Lineage: Eukaryota; Metazoa; Chordata; Aves; Pelecaniformes; Ardeidae.